CAUUAAUUGUACAAACCACGUUUAAACAAAUUUUAUUGUAGAAGCUGGAAAACCGGAAAACCCCUUAGACAUACAAAAAUACAAGAGUAAGAACGUUUAAAUUAAAUAUCGGUAAUUGAAAUUUAAAACAGAAAAGUACGUAUAUUAUAAUAAGUAAUGAUUUCAAAUGCUACAAUGUACGAUGUUUGAGUUCAUUCAUAUUUCAUUGAGAAUCAAUAUUUAUGAAAGCAAAAUACGACCUCGACACUGUGACAGUGAUUGCUGCUCAUUGUAUCAUCUCAACAUUUAAUAAUGACUACUCGCAUUAGUUGUGUUAAUGUAUAAUUUAUAAAUGGCUGAAUCGAAAUACUUUACUCAACAAAAUGAUCCUGAAACUGAAGAUUUAGCUGAUUGUUUUAUAAACUUAGAAAAUGAUCUUGUAUCACAGUUAAACAAUCUGAAAUAUGGUCCUAAUGUUGAUUAUAUUUAUAAUCCAUUAGAUUAUGCUUCCAAUUUACAUAAGAUAUUUUUAAAAAAGUUUUUAAAUUCAAACAAAAAAGUAUUAUUUUUAGGCAUUAACCCAGGACCCUGGGGAAUGUGUCAAACUGGUAUACCGUUUGGUGAAGUUGAAAUUGUUAGAAGUUAUUUAAAAGUAGAUGGAGAAGUAUUAAAACCCACAAAAUUUCAUCCUAAAAGACCAGUUACUGGUCUUGAUUGUCAUAGAAGUGAAGUAAGUGGUAAAAGAUUAUGGGAUCUUAUUAUUGACCUCACUGAAGAAGAUCCAUAUAAGUUUUUCAAAGAUUGCUUUAUUCAUAACUAUUUUCCUCUGGCAUUAAUGAAUAAAAAUGCUAAAAAUAUUACACCAGCGGAUUUGAAGAGUGAAUACCAAAAACAAAUACAUGAAAUCUGUGACAAAUCAUUGAGUGAUUUACUUACUUUACUUCAUAUUGACACCAUUGUUGCUAUUGGAAAAUAUGCYGAAAAAAGAUCUAAUGAAGUAGUCAAGAAUUUUAAAUUAAAUAAUAUUAAGGUUGUACGAAUUCCUCAUCCCAGUCCUCUCAAUUAUGGCAAAGCAGAAAAAUGGAAAAAUGAGACAUUAGUUAUACUCAAAUCAAACAAUAUUCUCCAGUUGUUUAAUUAAAAAUGGAUUGGAGUGAUCAUAUGAA
Molecule: messenger RNA, 1145 nt
Organism: Diuraphis noxia (Russian wheat aphid)
Lineage: Eukaryota; Metazoa; Arthropoda; Insecta; Hemiptera; Aphididae
Gene: Smug
Product: Single-strand-selective monofunctional uracil-DNA glycosylase
Biological process (GO): base-excision repair
Molecular function (GO): oxidized pyrimidine nucleobase lesion DNA N-glycosylase activity; single-strand selective uracil DNA N-glycosylase activity
Source: RefSeq, a predicted model, not a curated record